AAAGCACUUUCUCAAUAAAUUUUACUUGGAUUUCAAAGUUAUCUCUUAACAAAAAGCAUUAAUUUGUACACAAGUAAUUUAAAUAACUGCUUUCUGUUUUGCUGGCAAAAUUGAGCUGAUUAAUUUGUUUCAUGUACCUUUUUCCUCUUUUUUUUCUUCUAAAAUUAAACAAAUCCCAAAAUGAGAAAAGAGAACUUCGGUUUUACAGGUACUAACAGUGUACAUUAAUUAAGUGCAAAUAGAUCAACUUCUGGGGAAAUAAAAUAAAAAGAGGAACAAUGCGUACAUCUAUUUGCAGCUAUUUUUAUAUAAAUAUACAGGGAAAAAUUGUGACAGUGCAGAAAUGCUUACUUUGUUUCACAGCAAUGACAACAUGUCUAUGAAAUUGAAAAUCUUUGGCUUGAAAGAUUUAAAACCGAUACCUAAAGAUUUAUGGAAAAAUAUUUCAGAUUUAUGGAAGUUCAAAGUAGGUAAACGUACUACAAAAAAUUGCAGGAAAAGUGGUUCAAAAAGUAUUUAGUGACGGAAGCUGAAUGCAAAUUGGAUUAUGAAUUUCUAUUUAAAUAGAGCAAUGAAUUAUUAGCUUUUUCUUGACCAAUGAUUGUCUCAGUUAAAGACAGUUAAGUCAGUUGAUAUAAGGUUACAAAAUCUGAACCUUCACUCUUUGCAAAGGCACUGUAGUCCUGAAAGCUUCUUUCUGAAUAGACGAUCUCUGGCUGCGUCACGCUUAAAGCGUCCCCGCGGUGUUAAAAUAAUAGAAUGCCUACAAAUUCAAUCCGUUACAGCGUUAAUACACUUUAAAAUAACUUGUUUACUUAGAUCUAAACAGUGUCGGGUAGCCAGUUACGCUGCGUCACAUGAACAUAUGCCGAUAUAUUUACGUCGCACAGUUUGACGUCGGCGCCAUGUGUCGAAUCAUAACCGAGCGCCAACUUCAAAACAACUGCAAAGAGGUCUUGUGAGAAAUUCUGUUCUCACAAGACCGGAAAGCUUGAUGAUGUUCAGAUGAAGCGAAACAAACUCACGCGCAACAAAACCAAGCAAAACAAAGAUGGGCAUCAUCGCCAUCUUGUGCGAGCUGCAGUUAUCGUGCUAUCAGACGGCGGCUGCUCCGACGGUGAAACCUCGCAGGAAAAGCUCUCAGCAGCUGGCAGCGAGGAGAGGAAGAGCUCACUCUGCAAAGGAUGUAAAAUAGCUCCGAUUUUCUUACGUACGAAUCAGCAUGUGAAGAUUAGAGGACGUUCAGAUGGCGGGUCUUAUCAGACUGAGCACAAGUCAAUGUCCCCUUCUCAGAGUGAUGACGUGCAGAGCCAACAUCCAGGAUCUCAUCUGGCGGGCAGACAUGGAGCUGUCAGCCGCGGGGAACAGCUCCCUGCUUCACAUCUGGAAAGCUGCCUGAAAGCAAUCCAAAAGUCAAAUCCAGCUUUUCCAGUUUCGUCAGUUUUCAACACUUUACUGAAGAAAGCGAGCCAGAGGCUGCAUGAGUCAGAGCCUGCAGAGCAUUCCCUCCAUCUAGAUUCAAUGCAAAAGGAGAAAAGGAGAAGAGGACCUGAAGUUACUCAAAGGCUACCAAAACGUUUGCGGUCUGACCCCUCAGCAGGGGGACACUGUCCCCUGUCGGGACAGGAUGAGAAGAUGGGGCCCAAGGGACACCAGCUGAGCCCAGGAGGUCUGGAAAACGGCUGGAUGAAACUCACCACGCCAGGGACCAAGCUGAUGAAGAGCUCUGAAGAGGUUCGAGGAGAUUCCUGUUUCGAGGAUGUUCUCUGGACCGACAAGUAUGUUCCUCAACAUUCCAGCGAAAUCAUCGGUAAUUCUGCCUCGGUGAAUAAGCUGCACAGUUGGUUGAAGAACUGGAAGCGAAGAGCUGACGGUGACGAGCGGAGACAAAUGGCAGAAAGGAAACGAGACGAAAGCAGUGAUUCGUGGGACUGCGGAGACUUCCAGGGUGAGGCUGGGUUGGAGGACGGGGGAGCGGAGCCGGUGGGUAAAGCCAUGCUGCUUUCAGGACCCUCAGGUGUGGGCAAGACGGCUGCCGUGUACGCCUGCGCUCUGGAGCUCGGCUUCAAGGUGUUUGAGGUGAACUGCUCCUCGCAGCGCAGCGGGCGCCAUGUUCUGUCUCAGCUGAAGGAAACCACACAGUCUCACCUCGUGGAGAUUCCAGGGGAAGAUCCACUGAAGCCGGCAUACUUCAACAACUACAGUGCAAACAGCUGUACUCCUAAAUCUGAGGCCCUACCAGGAAAAUUACAAUUUCCUAAAAAUAUCGUCUCCACGUCCAAAAAACGUGCAGCGCGAAACUCGUCUAGUCGUAAAUUCCGAGCCAAGCCAGCCGCUGUCACUCUGGCCCGCUACUUUAAGACGAAAGCGGGAAAACCAAAGACUGAGGACGUGGAGUACUCCUCGACAGGAUGCGAUCAAGAGGUGCCGCACAAGAAGACAGCCACGUCACUCAUUCUGUUCGAGGAGGUUGAUGUGGUGUUUGAGGACGAUGUUGGCUUCCUGACAGCCAUAAAGGCCUUCAUGACCACCACAAAACGACCUGUCGUCAUGACCACUAAUGAUCCCUCAUUCAACGAGAGAUUUGGCUGCAACCUGGAUGAAAUAACUUUCAAAACUCCACCAUCAGCGAAUGUCUGUAGUUAUCUGCAGCUGGUGUGUCUGGCUGAAAACUUCCAGCUGCCUCCAGACGAUGCCAGCAGCCUCUUCAGACUCGCAUGCGGCGACGUGAGGCGCAGCCUGCUGCAGCUGCAGCUCUGGGUUAACGGCAGCAGAGGGUUGCAGGGCGGAGAGCUGGCCGAAGAACCAAUCGGCUCACGCCUUUUGUUUGCAGAAGGAUGCGGCCUUGAUUCAAAGGUUCCCCCUUGGCAAGCAGGCUGCUCCGCACACAUGCUGGGUCUCCAUCCUGUGACCCCAAAUGACCUUCUUCAUUUCUUAAAGCGUGGGUCUCUCUCUGAAGAAAACAUGCUGAAGUUUCUCAAAAUCCUGUCCGAGAGCUGGAGAAGAGGUGUGCCUCUUCUCUACUCCAACCUGGAGCUCCUUCUCUCCAUCGGAGCCCCUGAAUCCGAUUCCCAGCAGCAGACUGAGCCGAGGCGCUCUAAUCCUCACAUCCUGCGACUGAGUCACACCUUCGGUUUAGAGGUGUCGCCGACCCGCAACAAAUCUUCCCGGCUGAGCCGAAGGAGAUUUGCGGCUUCCGCAUCAGCGUCACAUUUAACCAGCAGACCUCAAAGAGCGCCGUCGUUCACCGAGACCCGGGACAAACCUGAAAAACGUGCAGCCAAAGCGGUCACUGACUGCUUGGACGGACUGGCAGAUUUCUUUGACCUCAUAUCAAACAUUGACGCGACGCUACCUCACUACGUUUCAGGCCCGCACACGGCUGAGGCGUUUGUUUGGACGGGAGCAGAUUUAAAGGACGGAUUGUUGGAUGAGCCGGGGGAGGAGGACAGCAGGAGUUUGAAGCGGGGCAGGCUUCAGGAAAUGAAGGCAGCAGCUGAAGGUUUGGGUUGUCGGCAGUGCUGGUGGAGAGUUACUGAGGCGUGGACCGACGCCUACAGAUGUAAACAGAAACUGGACGACAAGCAGUGGAACAGACUGCAGAGGAGGCUGCUGUUAACUGGCUGCUCUAAGAGCCAGAAUCUCAGCUUUACUGCUCAACCUGGAUGUGCAUCAAGUGUGUCCCAAAGAAGAUCCAGAGCGAGUCGGCUGCUGCUCAGCAGCGAGUCCUUCAGCCUGCUGGGGAACAGACGGGCCGUCUGUGUCGACUACCUGCCGGCUCUCCGCCUCGUCUGUCACGCUGUCAGUGCACAGCAGCACAGAGAGCUGGCCCGGUGUUGGAACUACCUGGGCUAUUCGCAUCUAGGCCUCUCAAAAUCUGCCAUCCAAUUCCUGGCUGAGGAUUUCAUGUUAACGAAAGUUCAGAAACACUCCUGAGCUCGACAGGUUUCACCAUAUUUAUUUGACCUAAACUCUGACUGAUGGAUUUAUUGCCCUAGAGAUGUUUUAUUUUCAUGAAAGUGCAAAUAUGAAAUAUAAAUAAAAGUAUUUUUAUAUGA
Messenger RNA from Poecilia reticulata (guppy), 4058 nucleotides. The record is from RefSeq and is a predicted model, not a curated record. Lineage: Eukaryota; Metazoa; Chordata; Actinopteri; Cyprinodontiformes; Poeciliidae.